Colletotrichum destructivum is the source of this 1784-nucleotide messenger RNA. RefSeq lists its product as uncharacterized. The coding region runs from base 944 to 1351 and encodes 135 amino acids. Lineage: Eukaryota; Fungi; Ascomycota; Sordariomycetes; Glomerellales; Glomerellaceae. The transcript is spliced from 3 exons. The record is from RefSeq and is a predicted model, not a curated record.
GACACCACAACUCGGCCAAGGUUCCCUGACGCUUGCAGCGGCAUCUGUGCGGAUCGGCCCAGGCCCAGUCACGUUCCCUCCGUGUUUUGGUUUCUUGGCAUCAACCAAGCCUCUCUCACGCCUCUUUCUCGCUGCCACUGCCACUGCCUUUGCUUCCGCUUCUGCCUCUGUCUCUGCCUCUGCCUCAGCUUCCCCAUCUCGUCAACCUCGCUUCCUAUCCUUAAUCCACAGUAAUUUCCUCCCACCCCUCUGGUAGAUCUGCUGCAUCGUCCCCCUUCGCCUGUUCUUUCUGCGUCUUGCAUCUUGCAUCCCGCAUCCGCACCAGCAUCGCCUGAAGUUCCCACCCGCUGCUCCGUCACUGUCCUCCCCCCCCCCCCCCCCCCCCCCAUCAAUCCAACCAACACCCAGACCUUCGACGUCAGUCUUGGCAUCCUCAGCAACUACAUUGGCAUCCCAUCCCGCUCCAUACAGCCCGCGAGCAUUCCAUCACGAGGGUGUGGCCCGUCUUCCGGUCUUUACUAAAUUCAUCGGCUGCCCCCACUGGCGCUACCGCUGCCGCCGCCGUCGCCGCCGACGAUCUGUAACGCUCCUCGCCAGAAGGCCGUCUUUCCACCCAGGACAGAAGACAAAGACGGUAGGGACCCCUCGAGGACCGAAACGAUUUCGCAUUCUACCGUCCCCGCUUGGUAUUCUUUCCUUCUGUCACUUCAUUGAGGAAUGCAAACACUCUUCACUUUGGACCCGACACGCAUGUCCCGGCCUUCACGUCCCGGCCCUCACGAUUGAACCCCCCUCAAAGCCGACGGCCGAACAAGCGAGAGUGAGAGGCCCCCACGGAAAUCCCGGUGCGGAAAUACGACAUUGGCAUUUUGAGCGUGUAUAAGAGAGACGGCCAGAGCAAGUGAGAGUGAGAGUGAGAGAUCACCACGAUACAAGAGUAAAUAUGCCUUAUUAUGCCAGAACCAAGGGCCGGACGCAGGAAAUCCCUCCCGACGGCAGCCGGACACCUCUCUCCGGCGCCCGGUCACCGCUGCCGCCCCGGACACCCCUCGACCAACGACCCCCGUCGCGGUCCCUGCCCGACCUGAGCGCUGAUGUCCGCGCCGCCCUCGAGGCACCUAAGCACGACGACGUCUCCUACCGCCACAGCGUCUGGACUCGCUGCCGAUGCUGCCGCCCUGGCCGCGGGCCUUUCGCCCUGCUGCGCCGUGUCAUACUCGUCCCGCUCGCCGACGUCCUGCAGUUUCUCGAGGCGGCCUCCGAGUCCGUGCCGCCCGUCAUCCCGGCGCUGCUCGCCGCGCUGUUCUUGCUGGUGGCGCUGCCACUGUUGAUCGCCGGUGACUGCAUAUGAGUGGGUACGGGAACCCCAAAAGGCGGGCAGCGCCGUCUGAGAGAUGAGGGGGAGGGGGGUGUUAAUUGUAUCGGGGGCUUUAUUGCAUUGGCGUUAGUUGUUGGUCGUUGCUACAGAGGGCUCUGGGAAGGACCGAGGAACGUCCCGAGGUAAACUCAUAUGCGCGUGAUACCGAGUGCUACGAUAGACUGCGCGAGACCGACUUUCGCUAGUUGUUAUUAUCCCUGACGGCGCAUCAAACAAGCGAGUGGACCGUUUCUGGGACGCGACCAGAUUUGCUGUGUGUCUAUCCUGCCUAUUGUAGGCAGAUACCUCUGUCACGAUGAAUCAAGAGAAUGUGUUCCAACGUACCGACCAGGUUCUGCUCUUCAGGUCCAGCAUGCGUCGAACAGCCUAGGUAACGUCGUGACUAACCAUCAAGGAGAUCCAAUCC